GUAUAAAAACAACAGGCAGACUCAUGCAUACAGUGCUCUCAUACCCCAUCACAUCUCACAUUGGCUUUCUAGACUGACAAUUCACUAGGGACAGUUCGAAAAUGGAGGCAGUCAUGGAUGCCAUGCAGGGCUAUGGGGUGAGCACCACUAAUUACCUUCAGACCAACUAUAAGGACGCCCAGGGUUUGUUCCUGUGGGUGUCCUGGGCUGCUGACCUCAGGAACACCUUCUUCAUCUUCUUCCCUCUCUGGUUCCACCUGCGGGAGUCAGUGGGCAUCAAGCUCAUCUGGGUGGCAGUGAUCGGCGACUGGCUCAACCUGGUCUUCAAGUGGAUUCUGUUUGGCGAGAGGCCGUAUUGGUGGGUCCAUGAAACACCUUACUACAGCAAUACCACUGCACCUCACAUUGAACAGUACCCAAUGACCUGUGAAACUGGCCCAGGCAGUCCCUCUGGCCACGCUAUGGGAGCUGCAGGCGUCUACUACACACUGGUUACCUCCAUUCUAGCCAUCAUGCUGACCAAGAAUAAGACGGGAUCUUCCUCCAAGGGCCUGUAUCUACGAGGCACUCUGUGGGCGUUCUUCUGGGCGGUCCAGGUCUGUGUGUGUCUCUCCAGAGUCUUCAUUGCUGCCCACUUCCCCCACCAAGUCAUCUGUGGAGUAAUCACAGGUAUGGUUGUGGCCGAGGCGUUCAACAGAACCCAGUGGAUCUACGGAGCCAGUCUGAAGAAGUACUUCUACACCACCCUCUUUCUGCUCUCCAUCGCUGUGGGCUUCUACGUGCUGCUGAAGGCUCUAGGCGUGGACCUGCUAUGGACCCUGGAGAAAGCCCAGAAGUGGUGUGUGAGAGCCGAGUGGGUCCACAUGGACUCCACUCCCUUCGCCAGCCUCCUGCGUAACAUGGGCACCCUGUUUGGCCUGGGCCUGGGCCUGCACUCGCCCCUCUACACCGAGAUCAAGAACAUCAGCGGCACCACCCUCUUUAGGACGGGAUGUAUCGUCACCUCGCUGCUCCUGCUGCACCUCUUUGACUCCUUCAAGCCCCCCACGCACACUGCCGCUGUCUUCUACCUGCUGUCUUUCUGUAAAAGCGCCACUGUCCCCCUGGCAACCGUCAGCAUCAUCCCCUACUGCGUGUCUGGAGCUCUGAGCACCGUACAGAGCAAGAAGUAUUUGUGAGGUCGUUGGCGGCCGACAUGCACAUAGUCUCGUGUAUUCGGAUAUGACUCCAGAAUUGAACCGUGCUGUAAUCCUUAAAUCAUUCCAUGCAUUGACUUUCUUCCCAAACUGCCCAAGCGAUCAACAAGCCAUUGUGGUCUUUGUCUACCCUACUUUCAUCCAGUCACCCACUGUAAAGGUCUGAUUUUCUUAUCUACACACAGUGUGAACAUUAUAAUGAAAGGAUUAUCCAGUGAAUUACUCAGUGGCACUUUAGACACUGUGGUUUGAUUGUAUCAAAACUGAUCAUUUAUAAGUAGUUCAGUGCGAACUCAGGAGUCCAGAAAGUUAAUGUUCCUGUUUUGAAACGAGAUAAAGCCGAAUCAAAACCAGGAGAAAAUGAGCCCAAAAGCUCUCUCAGGGACUUUAGUGGCCUGCUUUAACAGUGCGUUCUAAGAAUAUGUUAUACAUGAAUAACUUUGUUAAUAUUUGUUUUGUAACUGUAUUUUUCCUGUUUAAUAUAUUUUUAGAAAUUCUGUCAGAUAUUUAUAAUAAAAAUCUUUAAAAUAUA
Oncorhynchus nerka (sockeye salmon) is the source of this 1728-nucleotide messenger RNA. RefSeq names its product glucose-6-phosphatase catalytic subunit 1-like. Gene Ontology annotation, biological process: gluconeogenesis; glucose 6-phosphate metabolic process. Gene Ontology annotation, molecular function: glucose-6-phosphatase activity. The coding region runs from base 102 to 1178 and encodes 358 amino acids. The record is from RefSeq and is a predicted model, not a curated record. Lineage: Eukaryota; Metazoa; Chordata; Actinopteri; Salmoniformes; Salmonidae. The transcript has 5 exons. Gene Ontology annotation, cellular component: membrane.